Molecule: messenger RNA, 1114 nt
Organism: Paramacrobiotus metropolitanus
Lineage: Eukaryota; Metazoa; Tardigrada; Eutardigrada; Parachela; Macrobiotidae
Exons: 3
Coding region: 29-1114 (361 amino acids)
Source: RefSeq, a predicted model, not a curated record
UCCAUAAUCAGACUUUUGGUACACCUGAAUGCAUUUAAACUUUUUGGAAUUUUGUUACCCUCAUAACUCCGCAACCGGAUGUUGCGCGCGCAAACGGAUUUCACAACUACGUAUACAAUUCUUUUGGCUACAAAAUACCAUAAAGCAAUGCAAAAAAGUAUUUGGGAGUGCGCGACAGCGAAGGUUCCCGUGGAUGUACACGAAUUUGGUGCUACAUAUGUACCGGGCCAAAUCCCUUAAUGCCGACAACAUGCUUUUCGAAGUAUUCCGAGACGACUUCAACCAAGACAAACUUAGCCUGAACUGGACGGUCUUGGACGAUGCACUGCCGGCUCCGCUUGCGCCUCCGGGCGAUCGUCAGAAUAUUCGCCUGCAAGGCGGUAUGCUUCACCUGGAACGGGGUCCGAUCUGGAAAGAGUCACAUAUUGACUACGCUUCGCGUAUCCUGAAAACACAGUUUAACUUUCAUUUUAAAUACGGCGACAUGACCAUUCGGACCAAAGUUCCUGCGAUGCAUUAUGCCGCUGCCAUCGUAUCACUGGCGUCCUGCGCAGAAACAGAAAGCUACACAUGCCGGUUACCAGCAGUUUCGAGUUUGGAGUGGACCAGGCAGAGCCUGGUUUGGUAUAUGGACGAACAGUGGAAACUGAAUCUUACGGUUACUGGUUUGGAGAAGUGGCCUAAAAUGUACAUUAGCAUGGGCGUUAUGCCGAGUUCUCAAGAUACGGCUGGCCAAAACAACGUAACCAACAAGUCAUUGCCUCAAGUAUUUCUGGUGGAUUAUGUCUCUGUAAGGCAGCGUAAAAGAAGCCAAGCACCAAUGACUGCCACUCAGCGCGCUGUACUGCUGCCAUCGGUCCUCGGAACUGUUGUUCCAACUAUCGUCGUUCUGGCUUUUUUGGCGGUUGGAUGUCGGAUAUAUCGCCGAAGCUGGCACAGCGUUCAUCAAGGUACCAUGCUACACUUGGACCGAAUACGGCGCUUCCAGCGGAAAAUGUCGAGCCUUUGCGAUGCAUGUGGCCUUGAUACCGAUGUCGUGGUUAAGGCCAUGGCUGCCGAUCCCAGCAUUCUCCUGCUGGAGGUGCCUUUAGCCAGCUUGCACAUCAGUACGUGA